AUGCAAGUGGUCUGGAGCCAUGUCGUGGCCGACGUCGUGCGAGAGCAUGCGGGCGCCGGCCUCACCAAGGUCGCGUAUGGCCAUGCAAAGGCGACGACAACGUGGGUUCCCUCGCACCGCGCGGCCAAGGUCCUCGACUCGUCGCCUCUCGCCGACGCGCCGGCCGUCAUCGUGCACACGACCGCCUCGCCCAUCGUCGGGCGCGUCCUGGCGGCGGCAGCGCCCAUUGCGGCGAGCGACAUUGCGUUCUCGGCACAGGCGUUUGCGUCCGUGCUCUCGGCAGCGCAUGUGCUCACGCACUGCCACGCCUGCUUCGCCACGCUCCGCGGCCGCGCCGUGCAGUGCGCGAGCUGCGAGCGGGCGCGCUACUGCGACCGGACUUGCAUGCAAGACCACUUGCUUCUGCACGACGCCCAGUGCGCAGCACUGCAGGCGCUGCCGGCAACCGACAACGAUCUCGUCCGGCUCGCGCUGAGCUGCGUCAUCAUGGAGCUCGCGACCAACAACGCGUCAAUGCUUUCGACGCUCGUCGUCCACGCUGUGCCCUCCAAGGAGCGCCAGCGCUACGAGCGGUACGCCAAGCUGCUACUGUCGCACUUGCCGCCGCUGGACCGUCCGCGCUGGCUGACACUUCAGCACGUGCUCGAUGUGCUUCUCGCCGUGCGCUUCAACGCCCACCCGAUUGUCGUCGAUCUUCAUAGCUCGGCAUUGGGUCUGGGGCUGUUCCCAGAUGCGGCCAAGAUGAUCAACCAUGCGUGUCGACCCACGACGUAUCCGCGCUUCAACAUGGCAACUCGAGCCCUUGAGUUCCGAGCGCUGCAGUCCAUGGCGCCAGGCGCGCUCCUCACGUAUUCGUACCUGGAUGUCUUUGGGUUUAGCCUUCUCGAGCCGCGACCUGCGCGCCAGCAGCUUUUGGCGACAACCUUUGGCUUUGACUGCGUCUGCGGCCGCUGCAUGAGCGACAACGACAUCGUCUCGAGUGACGGGUCCUUGACGCCAUGUGAUAAGCUCCUCGCCGAGCUCGACGAUGCCAUGGCACGCCAGGCCUGGACGACCGUGGUCGCCGUCGCGUCCCAGCUGCUGACCGAGUGGACCGAUCGAGGGCUGCCGGACGCGUAUCCGCUUGUGUACCUUCUCCAGACCAAGCUAGCAACCGCACACAUGCACUUGGGUGCAGCCAAAGAGGCUGCGAACGCGACCGCCGCUGCCGCGACCGCAGCGACGGCCUGCGGAUUUGAACCCGCACCGUAA
This is a messenger RNA of Saprolegnia parasitica CBS 223.65, 1251 nucleotides long. RefSeq lists its product as hypothetical. The record is from RefSeq and is a predicted model, not a curated record. The transcript has 4 exons. Lineage: Eukaryota; Oomycota; Saprolegniomycetes; Saprolegniales; Saprolegniaceae. Gene Ontology annotation, cellular component: nucleus. Bases 1 to 1251 code for a protein of 416 amino acids.